Molecule: messenger RNA, 1114 nt
Organism: Myzus persicae (green peach aphid)
Lineage: Eukaryota; Metazoa; Arthropoda; Insecta; Hemiptera; Aphididae
Gene: sNPF
Product: short neuropeptide F
Exons: 4
Coding region: 151-441 (96 amino acids)
Source: RefSeq, a predicted model, not a curated record
UAAGUGCGUGCGUAACGGCGAUCGGGCGGACCUCCAACGGUAUUAUAAUAUUGUAUCAUUCCACUGCUGCCGAUCGUCACGACCCUCGUACGACUACGUCGAAGUCUCCCGUGUCAUCAACUAGUCAGAUCAAAACUAACUGAAAUAAAAAUGAAAUCCAUCGCAGCCGUGGUGUGUACUCUUCUUCUAGUCUCUACAAUAAUAUCAGCUGCUCCAUCUUACAUGGACUACGAGAACGCCAAAGAUCUGUACGAACUGUUGUUGCAAAGGGAUCUAAUAGACUCCAUGGGAAACUCUUUGAUCGAUCCCAAUCAACAUCGCAUGGUCCGCAAAAACCAGAGAUCUCCAUCACUGAGGUUAAGGUUCGGACGCCGAAGUGAUCCGGCGCUCUAUCAGAACGCCUUAAAUGCAGAAUACCACAACGACUCAGAUGUGAAUUAAAUGCGACCUUCAUCAGAAGUUAUAUUAUACUCUUCUUAUUUAAAAUCAUUCGCUUCGUUGUAAGACCCUUAAUUUGUUUAUAUUUUACAUUCUUACCAGUGCUUUUUCAACCAAAUUGUACCUUUACUCUUUAGUAUACAUUUUAGUGAUUACAGAUUUUUUAGUGUAGUUGAUUGUAUUCCAUUUUAGAUUUAAGUAAAUUUUACAUUCCCUAUAAAAAAGUAUUUGUUUACUCCGCAGAUUAACAUUACUCAUAAAUAUAUUAUGUGGAAAUAACAGUCAUAAUUUAUUUUGUUAAUACUUCAAUAAUAACAUUAUUAGGUAUGAUUCUUAUUAUAAUUAUCAUCAUUACAAUAAUUGAUAACCUACUCUACGUCUUUACCUACUCUAAACCAAAUUAAAAAAAAAAAUAGGUUGAGCCUUACGUGAAUUUCCGAGUAAUAUUUUUUUCUCAGAUGCUACUAUACCUAUUCUACCGCAGAAUUAAAAAAACAAUAAUACUUUAUACAUAAAAUAAUGAUAAUACCAAGUACUAUAGGUACUAGGUACCUACUAAUAAUAAAUAACGUGGUUAUGGAAAUUCGUGUACGGUUUUUGGAGUGAAUAAUGUUUAUAAAACGAGUAUAACAUAAUAUUUAAACUUAUAACUAUUAAAGAAAUAUUACAUUUUAUU